AUGUCUUUCCGUGGUGGACGCGGUGGUGCGCGGGGUGGGAUGCUUAAGGGUGCCACCUGGGAGCAUGAUCCAACCAUCAAAUUGGAAUCUGCACCAAGUGAACUGUUUCCUAAACACCCAAAUCUCAAGCCCCAAGCCCCAUUGACCGACAAGGAGAAACGCCAGGUCGAAAACUUCAAGGCCGUUCAAGAUGCGAUCCACCGCGGACCUCUCUACACUCAUCCAACGAAGCGCGAUGCUGAUGCGCCAGCCAAGACCUUUAGCGAAGAUGAUUUCAACAAGCAAUACGGUGGCCGUGGCAAGGCUGACGUCGAUCCAUUCACUGCCGUCGAGACCUAUUCUCAGAAGUACGACCCGCCCAAGCGCACCAUUCCCGAUCUCAAGGCUGUCAGACUCGACAAGAAGAUGUUUCCGAAGGAAUUGUGGAGCACACUUGAGGGAGACGCGGGAGAAGAAGUUAAGCAGCAUAUUGGUCGAGCCAUGAAGAAGAAGGCGGAGAUGAUGGGUGAUGCGCAAUCCAAGACAUCGGAGGACCGGGCUAAGAUCAUCUUGGAGAAGAUCAAGAAGGCCACUGGCGAAGAAGAUGCCGAGGGUGACGCGGAGGAGGGCGACGAGGAGGGUGGUGCUGAGGAGGAAGAGGACUACGAUUACGAGGAAGACGAGGGAGAGAUGGGAGGUGACUACGAUGCCGAGAAGUACUUCGAUGGCGGAGAGGAGGACGAAGAGGAAGGCGAUGCGGGCGGAGAUGACUACUAG
Messenger RNA from Amorphotheca resinae ATCC 22711, 756 nucleotides. RefSeq lists its product as hypothetical. The coding region runs from base 1 to 756 and encodes 251 amino acids. The transcript is spliced from 2 exons. Gene Ontology annotation, cellular component: RNA polymerase III complex. Lineage: Eukaryota; Fungi; Ascomycota; Leotiomycetes; Helotiales; Amorphothecaceae. The record is from RefSeq and is a predicted model, not a curated record. Gene Ontology annotation, biological process: transcription by RNA polymerase III.